AUGGCAACAUUCAAACAACUCAUCACCUCAGCGGUGACAACAUUUCACGGGAAGGCGUCAAAAGACUGGGAGACGACCGACGACAUCCGGCUUUGCAACGAGAUAUGGCCUGCCUUGGUUGAAGCAUACCCUCUACAUCCUGAUCAGUAUUUCCACUUGGCGGCAUUCGCUAAAGACCAAAUCUCAAAGCUGCGAACCCUUCGACCACAUCGGCCAGGAACUGAGACAGAUAUCGUCACCUUGGUGAAAUAUUUGCGCACCUUAAUCAAUCAACCCCGAAAAGAUGUCAUUCAAAGCUUUCAACGAUUUUUACAACUUGAUGAAGAAUCAAGUGCCGACCGAAAUUCUGUGACUAGAAUUCUCGAAAUUAUAGCUUCGCUAUGCCUCACAACCAACAUUGCGAUAGACAGGGACACUGAGAAAGCAGACCAUACCACGAUUAGGUGGGAGGAAAAUACAUGUUUGCAAGCCGCGAUCGAUUCCUACCUUGAAAAAGAAGAUGUCACAAAAUGGUCUAUUUCGAAAUCAACAAUUGAUCAAAGGUUGACGCUGCAUAAUUUGGUAGCGAAUUAUGGCUUCGAGGUGGACUGGACUAGCGACUUCAACGAACACCUAAGAAUCGAUGAAUCAACUAGGGUUCUAUCAGUAUACGAACACAAGGUCUGGCUCUAUGCACACCUACGACCUAAUACACAAUGCCCGCUCCCGAAAAACGCCAUGGAAGAAUGUCUCGAUACCCUCAACAUCCUUUUUCCACAUCACGAACCAAGCACAGCCACCUUUCUCAAAAGCCGAGGACGCAGUUUUCAUCUGCUCGGAAGCUGCGGUCGUAAAUCGUCGAGGGAUCUCAGGGACUACCCCCACUGGGGACGGAAUCUCGACCAGCUCCUCAGGGUUUUGGAAGGUCCUCCAUCAGGCAUCAGGCAGCUUCUUCCCAAGCCGAAAGAGGGCAAGCUGCUAGACUUGGUCAACUUUUGGAUAGCCGUGUCGGUGGCCUUUCUGACAGGAAUCAGCUUCGUAUUUGGGUUGAUGGCCGUCAUAUUUGCCAAGAUGUCGUAUGACGUUUCCGUAGAGUCGCUACGACUGACCCGCGAGCAGUAUCUUCUAUCUUUGGCUCAGGCGUGUUCCGACAGACAAGUCCCAGACGCUGUUCGUAAAUUCUGUGAUGCAAAUUGA
Messenger RNA from Clonostachys byssicola, 1176 nucleotides. The record is from the annotation of a GenBank genome assembly. NCBI's taxonomy places the organism in Eukaryota, Fungi, Ascomycota, Sordariomycetes, Hypocreales, Bionectriaceae.